This is a messenger RNA of Staurois parvus, 353 nucleotides long. Lineage: Eukaryota; Metazoa; Chordata; Amphibia; Anura; Ranidae. The record is from the annotation of a GenBank genome assembly.
AUGGCGUACCAGAAUCUCAGCAACCCGGUUUUACAGCCCUGGACCUGCUGCAGCAACUGGAGGGAUCAAGGUCUUCAAUGAUAUGGUCCACUCGUAUCUGGACCUGGUGCAGCGAAAUGCCUUUCCUCCGGCUUUCCCUCGGACGAUUCCUGAACGACUCGAAUUUAAUAACCAAAGAGUAUAAAGAAGUGCUGAUGUAUGAAGUUGGCUAUCUGGUGGCUCUUGCCAUAGGCUUGCUCUUCAUUAUCCUGAUGACGUUGGUGGGACUGUUCUUCCCUUGCUGCCGCUGCUGCGGGAACUGCGGUGGGAAGAUGUACCAGAAGCAGACCAAGAGGAUGACCUGCAAGAGGCGC